Molecule: messenger RNA, 10570 nt
Organism: Pocillopora meandrina
Lineage: Eukaryota; Metazoa; Cnidaria; Anthozoa; Scleractinia; Pocilloporidae
Source: the annotation of a GenBank genome assembly
AUGGAAAGAGGAUCCUUGAAUGCACCCAAUGCAAAUUCUGUGAAAGAUAAAGGGAAAAGUGAAGACCUCAAGGGCAAAGCAUCUUGUAGCGCAGAAGUAAUUGUAGAUCAGUGUGUUGAUGUCAUGUUCAUCUGUAGCGAGUGGGGCUCCUCGAAAGGUGGAUUAUCAACGUUUAACAGGGAACUUGCUGUGAAUCUAGCGAAGUAUUGGAAAGAAAGAAUCAGGGUUCACUGCUUUGUUUGCCAAAGCACAGAAGAAGAACGACAAGAUGCGAGCAGCAAUGGAAUCCAGUUAAUGACAGCACAGCGACCUCCUGGAUCUAGUGAUCCACUUGAAUGGAUUCGAUUUCCGCCAUCAGAGCUUCCCAAUCCUGACAUCGUCGUUGGCCACGGUAGACAGUUUGGUGGUGCAGCUUAUUCCAUUCGACGAAUGACAGGUUGUAAGUGGAUACACUUUGUGCAUGUAUUUUGCGAGGACCUUGGAAAGCACAAGCUGGAAUGCAGCGUUACGGCCGAUGCAAUCGCAGAUAACGAAGCGAAGAACAAACGAGAACUUGAGCUGUGCAAAGCAUCUGACGCAGUUGUCGCAGUAGGCUCCCUACUACAAAGAAAAUAUCAAAGAAGUCUGCCAGAUUUCAAAGUAGAAGUCAUUACUCCGGGGAUUUUCGAAAAGUAUGUCAAUCCAACAGCAAGGAAAUCGAAUAAAUUGGAAUCAUCAGAAGAUGAGUUUCGCGUCUUCAUGUUCGGUCGUGGAAGUUUUGAGGACUUUGAACUGAAAGGAUACGAUAUAAUCGGUAAGGCUGUGGCUUUACUGGAAAGAAAAUUUGAGCUCACUUUUGUUGGUGCACCACAAGAUCAACAACGGAAGAUCGAAAAAUGGUUCCUGGAGGAAACGAAAAUAACACGGAAUCAACUAACCAUCAGAGGCUUUUGUAAUUAUGAAGAAGUGAGAGAGAUGUUUCGUCAAGCGGAUGUAGUUGUGAUGCCAUCCCGCACCGAGGGCUUCGGGCUGGUGGCCCUAGAGGCCAUAUCAGCUGGUGUGCCUGUACUGGUCUCCAGGGAAUGUGGUAUAGCCAAAGCCCUUCAAACCGUAGAUGGUGGGAUGGCUGUGGUCAUCCACUCAGCUUUACCAGAGGAAUGGGCAAAAAAAAUCAAAGAGCUAUCACAGCAAACACCAGAUGAGAGGUAUGCCUCUGCCCUGCAUCUAAGAGGGAAUUAUGGGAAGAGGUACCACUGGAAGGAGGAAUGUGAAAAGUUUAUGAAGAUGAUUCUGCAGUUGGCUCCCAGUCCCACUCCUAAGGAGACUGUAUUCACAGGUUUGCUUUAGUAACUAUAACCAAAAUUUCUAAGUUGAUUUUAAUUUCAAAGAAUAUUUGCACUGUGAGAAUUAUAGCUACUGUCACUUCCACAAGAAAUAUUUUUUCCUUUGUAAAGGAAACAAUUGUUUUACUUUCCUGUGCUAAGCUAUUAGAUGAUCAGGAACUGUCUCUAAUUCUUGUUUUUGGUGACUGAAGGUUGCUACUUAUUGAUGCUCUUACAAUUAUUUUUGAAAAAAUAAUCAAGAGAGAGAUUACUCAUUUAAGAAAUUUUUUCCAAGAUGACUUACCAUAUUUCCUUGAAUAAGUGCCCAUGUUCUAAUAAGUGCCCUCCCCCAAAUAAGUAUGCACCACCUAGACCAUAAUUUCAAACGAGCAACCCCUCCAAUAACUACCCCCCCCCCUCCUUCCUCACUUUUAAAAUAGUAGGUGUACAAUGACAACCUGUUUCUAUUGCCAAUUCAUUUAUAACUUUUUAAACUUCACCUACAGUUUAAUCAGUGCAGGAGAAUAGUUUCUUUUCCAUUCAGUUAUUCCUAUCUCCAUGUGAUUGCAGAGUCCCCAUAUUGUUCUCCAUAUUGUUCUCAAUACAUUUCCUAAGGGAUGACAAGGAGAAUUUGUUUUAUAAUCUAGAGCUUCAAUUGAUGGCGAUAAUUUCAUUUGUUCUUGUGACCUUUAUGUGUGAUUUUGGGGAUGAUAUGGUAAGGAGAAAUUAGAUGCUGGUCAUUCUCAGGGGUUAAAGCAUUAUGUGUCUUAUCUGUUGUUUUUAAUUUCGUCCCAUUAAGCACCAUCCUUCUGGUAAUUUCCCCCUUCGAACCCCCAUGGGCACUUAUUGGAGGAAGUACGGUAUCCUAAAAUUUAAAUUAAUUUCAAGUGGCUUUAUUCAUUUUCUUUAUUUCUAGAAAAGGCUCCAUGCAGUUCAAACGAUAAAGAACAAACACAAAGGAAGGAGUUUUUCACAGGAACUGGUAAGUUUUUGCUGGGAAGGAUACUGGUCUAAAGAAUUCAUAUUAUUUACAAAAGUUAAGAUUUUCAUGAAUUUUUUUACAGCAUACACAUUAUUGUAACAAUUCUGUGACAUAUUAGUAGAAUUGUGUCAUUUAAAAUUUUGUAAACCGUUAUGUGCCAUCAAUUCAUAGCUUCAGCAUCCUUCCCACAAGUAACAUCUUAGGCAACCUCCCAGACAUUUGUAUGUGGGCUGCAUAGGAAGGAGGAGGGAGAUGUUGAAGCUUAAAAAUGGUUGGUAGAUAAUAAAUAAAUAUGUUUGCUUGCAAUGAUACUGUAUUAUCUGAUAAAUAUUUCUCCUCACUUUCUGUAGGUGAUCUUCCACACAGCGGCUCAGAAGUUGGGGAAAGAGAUGGAAGGGAAGAAAGUGAGUCUACACCAGGUGGGUGAAUGAACAUGUAACAUUGCAGGUUAUGCCCUCAUUUGGUUCUUUUCUGAAAAAUUAGCCUGCAUGAUAUUGUUUGAACUGUACAACAGUUCUCUGACAGUCAGAGGGUGCAGUUGUAAAAUACUACUGUAACAUUUAAUGCUUAAGUGUUGUUGAAGGAUUGUAUAGAAGUCUGCUGAUAUUUUCUGUUAUGUUGUGCAGCAUUAUGGUAAAAAUUCUGAAUGUUCUAUGUUUUGACACAAAAUCUUCUAUUAAACAAUACUUUUUUGAUAUCUCUUUACUCAAACAAAAUAUUUACUGAGCCUUAGAAUCUUCAGAAUGUCAUUAGGCCUUGCUUGAAGUCCUUUGUUUUCACUCUACAGUCUCAAUUUGCAUCUUAAGGGAAUCAUAGUGUUGUUGACUCAAAAACUUAUUUUACUGCUUUUAAGACCUGGAUGUUAUUUUCCAGGCAGAAUAUUUUAUAGCAGUUUUACUUUUCAUUUUGUGUUCUAGAAGGUCUAACAUAAUCAGAAAGGUACAGAAAUUAUUAGACUUGAAAAUAUUGGAUCGUUUCUUGUCCACCACAUGGCAUGGGCAGUUAUGGGUGGUUCAGGUGUCAAUGUUUAAACUGAAAAAUUCUUAUUCCUAUCCUCAGCCUUACAAAUAUGUAAAUGCAUUACUUUUGUAUUUUGUCCUGUGUAUAAGAUCCAGACACUUCAGAUAAAACAGCAGAACAAACAAGAGAAAGAAGGACAGGUGGGCAAGGGGAAGGUACAUAUAUUUAACUCAUUUUGUAGAAUGCCACAAAAAAAUGCAAAUUUUUUUUGUUAUUGUACCUUUUGUAGACCCAAUUAAGUGAGGAUAUUUGCAUAUGCUCUUCAUCAAUAUGAGGAUAUGAUUUAAUUAUUUUGACCACAGAUGGAGACAGUUUUUUUCCUUUGGUUUGUGAACAGUAAACAGCUGCCUGGUUUCAGCAGAAUUGUAUGAUAUGAAAACUAGAAGCUGUUUAAAACUAAUUAAGAAUUAUUCUGAGUUAACAUACAGCAGUUAUCAUUCAGUAUGUAUUAUUUUAAUAGUUCCUUGAGGCGACAUUUUCUUGGAAACCCAACAUCAGCUUGUUCAAUUUUAUUGAACAAAUAUUCUACCAAUCCAACAUUUUUUGUAGCAGUGAAAUGAUCCAAGGAAUUAUAAAUUGUACAAAACAAUGAAAACAGUUUAAAGAAAGAAAAAUGGUUGCAUAGGGCUAUUAUAUAUUAAAGAGGUGUAUGCGUUGCAAUUUAUGACUAUCUUAAUUCAGUUUUCGCUGCAGAUCAAGACACCUCAAAUAAAAGAGAAAAAACAAAGGGAGACAAGAAAAAAUUUCAAGCAGCAGGUAUGUAUAUUAAUUGCCUCUUUAAAAUUUUAUUAGUUGUACAUAAUUCUAAUUAAUCAGCUGGAACCCAGGGAUAAUUUUGAUUGCUCAUACUGUCAUCCAACAGGUGAAAAAAGCCAGCUUUUUCUUUAUUUUGUGUACUGAGUCUACAGAGACUUAACUAUAUAGUUUUCUGCACAAUUAUAAGAAAAUUAAAAGCUCUUUAAAAUUGAUUAAGAUAUUCUAGUUUUGGUCUUAAUAUAUACCAAGUACUCUGAGAUGACCAUUUCCACUCAAUGCUAACAAUAGAAAACCUCUUUCAUUUUCACUGACCUAAAAUCAUCAUUGAUAGUACUUAAAGGUCAUGAUCAUAACUUCAGUGUUUUCAUUCUACGCAGCUUUAGACACUUCAAGUGAAACAAGAGGACAAACACAGGGAGACAAGGGAGUAGUGCAAGCAGCAGGUAUGUAAUAUUUGUCUACUUGCAGGAUCCUUUAGGUAAACAAAAAACUCCUGUAAAGGAGUGUUGUCAAUGCCAGCUGUGAGCACAGGCAUCCCAAGCUCACGUCUUCAGGAACUGGAGCAGAAACGUCAGUGAAUAACUUCCUUAGACUAGUUCAUUUUCUUCAACUUAAAAUAACAAGUAUGCCACAGCAUCUUCCAGUCUAAUACUAUGACCAACUACUGUAUUUCCUCAUGUUAGCGCUCACGUUCUAAGAAGUGCCCUCCCCCGAGGCCAUUAUAUCAAACAACCUCCCUCCUAGAAUUAUCACUUCUGCUUCUCCCCCACUUUCCUAAAUAAAAGGAAAACCUGAUUCUGUUACCACUUUAUUGAUGACUUUUUAAGCUUCAACUUAACUGCUAAAUAAGUACCGUUUAUAAUUUAAUUCUUACUGAACACCCUUCUUGAUUAAGCAACUUCCUUCCACUAAGUGCCUCUCCUUCUAACCAAAACUUUAAAUAAUUCGCACCUGGACACCACUUAAUGUACGUAGAACUUCUGUAAUAUUCUUGCUUUGCUUUCAACUUAUAGGGAAAUGUAUGGAAAUACCUGUAGAACUAUAUUAUCCCAACACUUAUAAAAGCACUAUUUGAGUAAACUUCAGAAAGAGAUUGAGUGUGUAGAUAAAGCCUUGAAGCAAUGUAGAAGGAAAUGAGUUAGUUCUCAAACCAAAAAUGAUUUAAUUGGUAAUCAAAGAAGAGCUUAAUUUACUUGCAGUAUUCAUGUUGGCUUGUGGGUCAUUUAGCACUUGGAUCAAACGAUAUUAAUGUUUGUGCUUGCCCUACUCUUUCUUCCACAACACUUCCCACUCUUCUGACUUUUUCAAUGAAGCUUAGAGGAGGCAAAAUAUUCUCUCGCUUCUACUUAGCACUAAUAUAGUAAAUAUGUUCCACAUUUGAGUCUUAACUUGUGUUUUUCUUUUUGUUCAUGAGAUUCAGCUACUGUGACAAAAUACUGUUGGACGUACUCAGGCAUAAAUUAUUGGGUCAUAUCUAUAAGCAGUGAACUUACGCACGUAACAAUGAUAUGCGCAUUUGAGGUUGUGAGUUUUGUAUGGCUUUUGAACAUGUAACUGCUUGGUUUACAGUGGAGUAUUAAAGUAAGUGUUUUUAACUUAAACUCAUUGUUGCAGGUACAGCUACAUAUGUUUCAACAAAACGAGCACAGAGAAAUAGAAAAGAAGUUUGGACAGCAACAGGUACAGUUGUAGAAGGAAGACACCACGUGUCUAUCAGCAAUUUAUGUACCGCAACCAAUAUGAAAUAUGAAGGGGGAAGGGGGGUUGGGGAGAACGUCUUGGAUAAAAAAACAAGGAAGGACUACAGGGGAGGGACUGGGACUCCCAAGGAAUAUUAGACUUUUUCCUUUAAUUUUAUGUAACAUUCCUAUUUUGUUGCCUUGGUUUAAUCCCCUUUAAUGCCAAAAUUGAUCAACAUGUAAUUUCUCAUAAUAUUGUCGUUUAAAGCAUCUUCUUGCAAAAAGGGAGCAAGAUUGAUUUUAAGGACAGAAAGGAACAUUGAAACAAUGUGGAAGUGAGACAGCACAACGGACGUUUAGACAUCCAUCAUUUGUUGUCUUUUAAAUGGAAGUCUGUUUGCAGGAUUCCAAACUAGGUAGCAUUCCAUAGUGUGAUAUUUCUCUCUUUUCUCCGAUGAAAAAGGUCCAAACACUUCUUUAAAGAGUAAAACAAUUGAUGGGAAUAAACAAACAAAGUCUGUUCAAGGUGAGUAAACUUUACAACGCUUGUCAUUCGAUUAUAACUGUCAAUAAACUCUAAAAACAAAGAGUAAGGCUGGUCGGUGAACAUUGCAAAUUAGUGAUUCAGAUGUCAUAGAACGUGAUUGAUCUUUGUAAGUUUUCCAAAAUUCCAAGGCUAUGAAGAAUUAUUUUCUGUAGCAUAAGUUUGAUAUUCUGUUUGUAAAACUUUGAGAAACUGAAAAUAAAGCGAGUUGAGGCUUCACUUUAGCUGUGUUGUUAACAGGAAGUUGCGACUAUUUUUGAUUACUAAUCGUGAUAGUAGACAGAACAACUUGGCUGAAUACCAAAGUGAUGGCUCACAGGCAUGUUCAAUCGCAACCAGAACUUGACACAAUUAACGCAAUUAAUAUCGACCAAGCUUCGACCGCACGUUUAGAGAUCAGUAGAGCGAAUUACCAUUAGUUCUGGUGAGAAGUGUCUAUCAUAAGAUCAAGACGGGUGUAACAAACUAAUCUAGAUUUUUUAAUUACUCAAUUCAACUAAAUAAGAAAUUUCUCUUUGAACAAGGUCCACAUUGAUAACAGUUCUUGAACUGAAACCUUUACUUGGUCUUAAUUUUCCCCUCAAAGUUACUGGUUCCGUCACAACUCUCCCCUCUCUAGACCCUUCUUGCAUAAUUUUGCAUUUCUUAAUUUCUUUUCAAAUUGUUUGAUUUUAGGUGACACUUUUAUGGGCUAGGUCAACAUAUCAAACAAGAACAUUAUCCCUCCCCCAUCCUUAAUCGAAUAAUUAUCCUCUCCUUGUCUCUCACUUUCCAAAAUAAAUGGAAAACCUGAUUCUAUUACCACUUUAUUUAUAACUUUAUUAAGCUUCAACUACAGCCAAAUCAGAACAGUUUAUAGUUUCAUUCUAAAACACCCCCUGAAUUAAGCGACUUGCUUUUAAUAAGCGCCCCUCUUUUUAGCUAUAACUUGAAAGAAUUCAUGCCUGAGUGUUUGUUCGAGGUAAUGCAUGUAAAGUUAUCAAAUGUGGUGAAGCAAAGACCCUCGUGUACCAGUAAUUUCUGAUUGGGAUGAAGCUAUAUAAUAUAUGUAGUAUUUCUGUAACGGUUUCUGGUCUUUCUGCUUUACUUUCAACUUAAAAGGAUAUGUACGGAAAUACUUGUAGAACUUUAUCAAUUAAAGUACUAUUUGAGAAGGAAUGAGUUAGUUCUCAAAAAAAAAAAAAAAAAAACAAUGGUGAUCAAAGAAGAGCUAUUUACAUGUAUUCACGUUUGCUUACAGGUCAUCCAGCACAAAUGGAUCAAAAAUAUCAGUAACGAUUUUCCAUGUAUCUCUUUUCUACAAAUUUCUCGUCGCUCUAAUGACUUUUUUCAUGAAGCUAAAAGGAGGCAAAAGAUUCUCUUACUUAUACUUAUAGUUAGCACUCAUAUAGCAUAUGUGUUUAAAAUUUGAGCCUUGCCUGUGUUUGGUUGAUUAAAUGAGUGCAUAAUUUUUUAUUUUUUCACAUUCGUCAGAUUCAGGUACAGCUCCAUGUGAUUCAACAGAAGAAGAAUUGAAACAUAAAAAGGAAGUCUCUGCAGCAAAAUGUAGGGCUGUAGAAGGUAUAUACCAUAUGCCUAUUAGCAAUUUAUGUAUUUCAACUAUUUUUGGAACUGGGAAAUAUGAAGGGAUGGGCAGAGGGGAGGUGGAUGUAGAUUAAUACAGAGCAGGAAAUUACGGAAAAGAAGGAACUGGCAGUACUGAUAUUAGACUUUGUACUCUUAAAUUGUGUAACAGUUGUAUUCCAUUUGUUUGGUUUCAUUCCUUUACUACCCAAUGUUGACCAAAGUGUAAUUUCUCACAACAUCUUAAUUUAGAGCCUCUUCUAGCAAGAAGGGGCACAAAUUUGUUUUUUGGAUAGAAAAUUGGGUGAGUUGUAAAACACAAGAAAACCUGCCACGAUAUGUUUUUUCGUAACUGUCAAUAAACUUUAAUACCAAGAACAUAGCUGGUCGGCAAAUGCUGAAAAUUAGUGAUUUAGAAGUCAUAGAACAUAAUUUUCAUAUCCUGUCUGUAACGCUUACGUCAACUGAAAUUCAAUUAAAUAUAGACUUUGCUUUAGGCGUUUUGUUAACAAGCUGUUGGGACUUUUGUUGAUAGCAAUCUGUCACAAUUAUUUUGAUUACUCGUAUCGAGAUAAGCAGCCAUUUCCAGUAGAAGUUUGAAAUGAUAUAAUCUCCUCGUGCGAGGUAAUUUUAGCGAGAUAUGACGCAAUCCUUGACCAACCAGAGUGCAUGCAUCUCUACAGUCACCAGAGGAAUUAUACCUAUCAGUUAUUAUUAUUAUCAUAAUUAGUAUUACUAUAAUUGUUAUUUAUACAAAUUUUCUUGUUACCUAUUUUUCCUCCUAACGUCGCUAGUUCCAAAAUACAUCUCAUGUCUCUACACCCUCCUUGGAGUUUAAUGCCAAUCUUAAUUUCUUUUCACAUUGUAUGAUUUUAGGCGACACUUCUGUGAGCAAGGACAACAGGGAAUUGAAUCAGUUACACUCUGCCGAAGGAGUCAGUGACGUCACUGAGAUGAAAUCGACACUUCCUCCUAGAUUUCCAGGUGACUCCAGGGACGCAACAGGCAGAACGCCGCUGAUGAAUGCUGCUUUGAAUGGCAACGUUCUCGCGGUGAAGAGUAUAAUGAAAAGGGGAGCAGACCCAUCCCUGAUGAGCAACACAGGAUGGAACACCUUACAUUAUGCCGCAGCUGGCGGAGACACUAAUGUUAUAUCUCUAAUCCAAACUCACCUGCCCAUCAUUGACUCAAAAACAACUGAGGGUAUCACGCCACUAAUGAUAGCGGCUGCCAAUGGCAAAUUACAUGCAGUGAAAUGGUUUCUUGAGAAGGGGGCAACUGUAACCUGUGAAAGCAAGAGAGGAUGGAACACGUUACAUCAUGCCGCACAACGCGGAGACACUGAUAUUAUAUCUCUAAUCUAUACUCACCUGCCCAACAUUGAGUCCAAAACAGGCGAGGGUUCAACGCCACUAAUGGUGGCGGCUUUGUAUGGCAAAUUACAUGCAGUGAAAUGGUUUCUUGAGAAGGGGGCAACCGUAACCUGUGAAGACAAGAUAGGAUGGAACACGUUACAUCAUGCCGCACAACACGGAGACACUGAUAUUAUAUCUCUAAUCCAUACUCACCUGCCCAACGUUGAGUCAAAAACAAGCGAGGGUUCCACACCACUAAUGGUGGCGGCUGUCACUGGUAAAUUACGUGCAGUGAAAUGGUUUCUUGAGAAGGGGGCAACUGUAACCUGUAAAGACAAGAGAGGACGGAACACGUUACAUCAUGCCGCACUGGGCGGAGACACUGAUAUUAUAACUCUAAUCCAUACUCAUCUGCCCAACAUUGAGUCCAAAACAGGCGAGGGUCUCACGCCACUAAUGCUGGCGGCUGGCAAUGGCAAAUUACAUGCAGUGAAAUGGUUUCUUGAGAAGGGGGCAACCGUAACCUGUGAAGACAAGAGAGGAUGGAACACGUUACAUCAUGCCGCACAACACGGAGACACUGAUAUUAUAUCUCUAAUCCAUACUCACCUGCCCAACAUUGAGUCAAAAACAAGCGAGGGUAGCACGCCAUUAAUGAUGGCGGCUGGCAAUGGCAAAUUACAUGCAGUGAAAUGGCUUCUUGAGAAGGGGGCAACUGUAACCUGUGAAGACAAGAGAGGAUGGAACACGUUACAUCGUGCCGCACAAAGCGGAGAAACUGAUAUUAUAUUUCUAAUCCAUACUCACCUGCCCAUCAUUGACUCAAAAACAGGCGAGGGUCUUACGCCACUAAUAGUGGCGGCUGGCAAUGGCAAAUUACAUGCAGUGAAAUGGUUUCUUGAGAAGGGGGCAACUGUAACCUGUGAGGACAAGAGAGGAUGGAACACUUUACAUCAUGCCGCACAAUGCGGAGACACUAAUAUUAUAUCUCUAAUCCAUUCUCACCUGCCCAACAUUGAGUCAAAAACAGGCGACGGUUCUACGCCACUAAUGGUGGCGGCUGGCACUGGCAAAUUACAUGCAGUGAAAUGGUUUCUUGAGAAGGGGGCAACUGUAACCUGUGAAGACAAGAGAGGACGGAACACGUUACAUCAUGCCGCACUGGGCGGAGACACUGAUAUUAUAACUCUAAUCCAUACUCAUCUGCCCAACAUUGAGUCCAAAACAGGCGAGGGUCUCACGCCACUAAUGCUGGCGGCUGGCAAUGGCAAAUUACAUGCAGUGAAAUGGUUUCUUGAGAAGGGGGCAACUGAAACCUGUGAAGACAACAGAGGAUGGAACACGUUACAUUAUGCCGCACAGGGCGGAGA